Molecule: messenger RNA, 570 nt
Organism: Microthlaspi erraticum
Lineage: Eukaryota; Viridiplantae; Streptophyta; Magnoliopsida; Brassicales; Brassicaceae
Source: the annotation of a GenBank genome assembly
AUGGAGCCAAGGAGCAACUUUGAAGAUUUGAUAACUUUCAUCAAGAGUUCUCAUAGAGAGCACACAGCCUUGAUUGAUGAGAGAUUGGAGUCAGCCUUCACGAGAUUGAAUGAGAAGUUGGAUUCUAUUUCUUCUUUCACAAGAGACUUGGAUCUUAGAGUUGCCAACAUAGCCAGCUCUAUUAAGAGAGAAGAAGGUAUGCUACCAGGAAAAGUGGAAAUCAAUCCAAGGAGAGCAGCUGUAGCAGCUAUCACUCUUAGGAAUGGAAAAGGGUAUGAGCCACCAGCAUACCCAGAUCAAGAGGAAGCAAAGCCGCCAAUCAAGAAGAAACCAAUGGAGUAUGUCAUUAUUGGAGAUGGGACUGAACCACCUAAGGAAGUCCAUGUCAGAAUAGAACCAGGAACUCAGGAGGAAGUGGAGAAGCCACCUGAAGAACCAAGAGUGUAUGAGCCAAAGAUCCCAUACAGAAAUGUUCUUUCUCAACCCAAGAAGGAGAAGGAGCAAGCAAAGCUCAAGGAUCUUGUUAGCCAACUUUCAGUAAGGUUACCUUUCAUUGAUGCUGCCAAAUAA